This is a messenger RNA of Phanerochaete carnosa HHB-10118-sp, 2325 nucleotides long. RefSeq lists its product as uncharacterized. The annotation marks the transcript as partial. The record is from RefSeq and is a predicted model, not a curated record. The transcript is spliced from 5 exons. Lineage: Eukaryota; Fungi; Basidiomycota; Agaricomycetes; Polyporales; Phanerochaetaceae.
AGGUUCGCGGCUAUCCUUGAUUCGUUGCCCCGGGAUGCGCGGCAAACACUCGUAUACCAGCAACUGAUACCACUGCUAAACAAUGCGCCGAAGUCAAAGAUCAAGAAAGCUUUGAACGCCGCGGCCCGCCUACAGAAGCGUCAUGCGGGCAUGCCCGACCUUGAUUUGCGCGGCAAGAAGCUCGAGAUCACCAACAUGCUCAAAGAGCUGAACAAGGACACGAAGCGAGCCUAUGUCAUGGACACCUCAAAUCUGGUCGAGCUCCUGAACGAGAUCGCUGACAGCCUGGCUGUUUGGAUGAGCGAUGUAUGGGUGGUUGUAUACGAGCAUAAUGUGGACUUCGACUUGGCACAUGAUUGCCUGCUGUUCGUGUCAUCUACUCUAGAUCAGCUAGAGAAUGUUCGCAUGGGAUGUAAAUGCGCCUUGGACUCGCUAUACAUCCCUGUCACAAUCCGGAACAGGAAGGGACGCGUCGUGAAGAGAUUCGACGUCAAUGGGGCUACACACCUCGAAGACGUUACCCUCUUUAUUUGGCGAGACAUGUUCCUGAGCAUGCUGGCGUAUGGUAGCCAGCGGCAUAAGGAUUUGAUUCCCAGGAUGCUAGGAGACAUCGAGGACAUAAUGAGCUGGAAGGCUGUCGUCCGGCUUAUGUUCAACAAGUCACAAGUAGACGCUAAGCGUCAAACACAAUCAGGCAAGGAGAGCGAUUGGGAAGAUGUCGAUAGCGAAGACGGCGGCGAGUCUCUCAGUUUGGAAGAUCAGUCCGACUCAGGAGCCAUAUCUUCGCUCUUGUCCGAUGACGACGACAACGACGAGCUGGACCUCGAUGUACCCCGCCUGCGCCAUUGGUCAGAUAUCAUCUUUGGACACGUCCAUCUUCUGCAGCGCCACAUCGAGGAUGCUCUUGUCGCUAUUUUCGAGACGACGCCGUCGUUAACUUUGUAUAGCGCGCUUUUGUCAAUAGCACAAGACCCACAAACCCUCGAGGAGCGUCUACUUUUCUUGUUGAAGGCGAUGGCUACGGCUUGCUCCGAUACAUAUGCUGUUGCGCUCGAGAUAUACUCUCUCGAACACAAGGUCGAUCGGAUCGUCGACCUCCUCGGCUCGUACUCCUACCUAUUACGCCCACGAGACGCUGCGGCGCUGCAGGCCGCAACGAAGCUCAUAUCGCAUCAUAGUCAUGCCCGACGUGCGCUGCAAAUUCUCGAGGCCGAGCUCCUCGACACCAUCCGGAUGACACAUCGCGCUCUCCUGCAAUCGUUCUCACAACUCGACACUUCGGCGAAUCGCGCUGAGAUCUUGCAGAUCCACAAGAAUGGCUCGCGUGCGCCAGGUAGACGGAAUCGCGUCGAGGCGUGGGUCGAUGCGGUUACAACUCCCGGUGCAGACCAGCCUAAUCCGAUGAUGUUCGCGGCGAUGUUCAUGGGCAUAGCGCCGUUGCCUGGUCUCCAUUCGGAUGACGACCCGUAUACAUAUCUCGAUCUCGAUCCUCACGACCCUGAUCUUGAAGACCUGAGAUCUGAGUACAGGCCCAGCUUGAAGAAGCGCUUCGAGAGCUGGACUGACGUGGGACUUACGCUGAUGGGUGGUCCGGAGAUGCUCUUGGUUGUUUACAGGAAGCUCAUUGAGAAAAUGCCCUUCCUGCGUGCCCCGGACGUCACCGAAGAGAUGAUCGCCAGGCUGCAAGACCGACGAAGCAAAGCGUACGUUGUCGAGGGUCUCGAUGCCUUGCUUGCGUUCGCCAAGGUCCAGCGGCGCAAGUGGUAUGCCGCGAAGGCAGAGAAGUCUGGCAACGCCGCCUCCUCAUCGUCUUCAGCACAGCUCCCGACAUACGCCUCGCCGGCAGGGCCGUCUCGGCCGCCAAAUAUGCCUCCCUCUAGCACAACCUCAACGCCGGUUUCGCCACUACGGCCCGAUAGCCCGGGACCGCCCCCACUUGUCCCUGUUUCGUCACUGACCGAUAACAAGCCCCGGCCGCCACCACCGGUGCCGGCAUCCCCGCCUAGCCCGGGCCCGCCCCCGCUGAUUCCUGCGUCGUCGCUGGCGACGUCCCAGCCUACACCACCGCAAGCAUCUACGUCUCAACCGCUCGCACCAUUGGCACAGCCACCACAGCCAGGUGGAGUAGCUUGGACUAACACUAACACCGGAGUAGACAUUACACUGCCAAUCGUCGUUGAGCUUGACGCUAUUCUGGCUGCCACUCCUCCUCCUCCAGAGGACCAUACCCCGCUCACCCUCCUGAACUUGCUCAUCGGCGGAGGUCCACCGCCUGUUGGUGGUGGGGCACAGGCAGGGUCUAGCAGUAUAGAUGACGUCGAUUGA